Molecule: messenger RNA, 4849 nt
Organism: Thalassophryne amazonica
Lineage: Eukaryota; Metazoa; Chordata; Actinopteri; Batrachoidiformes; Batrachoididae
Gene: cgna
Product: cingulin
Exons: 21
Coding region: 192-3824 (1210 amino acids)
Cellular component (GO): myosin complex
Source: RefSeq, a predicted model, not a curated record
UAACAGGUUGCAGCGUCGCCGCAUAAUGAACUUGUUGCGCUGUUAAUUUGCGCCGCAGUUGUUUUUUUCUACUUACUUUUCUGUCUGGACUUUGAUGGAUGGAUGUGAAAAUAUUCGCGUUAUUGUCUAGCGAGUCGACAUAAAGAGAGAGGAAUUAUUAGAAGGAAGCAGAAGUUAAGAAGAAGAGCAGCAUGAACACACCGUCAGGCCAGAAGAGUCCAGUGGACUAUGGUGUCCAAGUUCGCUACAUUAAGGGCCUUUAUGACAACAGUGGAGGGCAGUCCUUGUCCCAGGCCAAGACCAAGACUCAGACCACCUCAAAAUAUGGUGUUGCAGUCAGGGUACAGGGUAUUGCUGGCCAGCCCUAUGUGUUUCUGAAGGAUGGACAGAAGGGAGAUUCUUAUGGCGUCCAGCUCAAGACUGAAUACCACUCUGGCUAUAAUAGUCUUCCUCGGGGGAGAGACAUGGCUGAGCCAGGAAGACGAGGAGUAGAUGUAGCAGCAGGGCAGGGCGGAGCACUUCGCCGAGCCCAGUCCCAUGGCUCACUACUGGAACGGGAUGCAGAGGGAGGACCAGGCAAUGAAGAUGAGGAUUUCCACUUCAGCAGGCCACUCGGGGAUGUGAAGUCUGGUAGCUAUGGAAGUCUGGAUGGAAGAAGCGGAGUAAGGGGGGAAAGAGACAAUGCUCGGCAUGACUAUGUCAGAGAGGUGGGUAUGCAGAGAAAUAUUUGGGAUGGCGCCUAUAAGGCAGGGCUUAACAGAUCCCUUGGAACAGUGAGGAGUAGUCACUCAUUCCCGGAUCCUGUUCAACAAAUAAACGAGGUUCUCAGACAGACUGCUGUCAACAAACCACUCAACAGGUUUGAUGGUAACAGCAUUGGAGUCCAACAGAGAGGACGAUCUCCUGCACAGCAUGAUCCCAGAGAUGUGUCUCCUGUCCACAAUCCCAACCCAUACUCAUCACCUCCUCCUUCAAUUCACAGUAGCUUGGUGGGAAGCCAGCUCACCAAGGUUACUGGAAACUCUGCCAAUCACUGGAAUCCAGAAGGAAGAUUCGUUGCAGUUGAGGCACCCUUGGCUAAUCUGACUGAAACACAAGUGACUCCUGACCUUCUGGUGGACCAGGGUCAGAGAGCAGAGCUGAGCACUGAAGAAGAGCAGGUUAUACAGAGUAUAUACAGCAUCCUGAAAGAAGGGACCAGUGACAGUGAUGUUGUCAUUAGGCGUAAAGUCAUGGUCAUCUUUCAGAGCAUUCAGAAUCUAAAGCCCGAAGAAAGCCUCAAGGACGAGUGGAUCAGAGAAAAGCAGGAGCUUGAGAGAAAACUGACUCAACUGCAAAAUGCCCUGCAGGUGGAAAAGACGGAUUCUACCAGCUCGGAUCCUCUUCUGAAAGCUAAGUUGGGGUCAUGUCUGGAUGAAAAUCUGAGAUUCCAAGAAAUCCUGGACCGAAAGAGGACAGAAUUAAAUGAAACGCAAUCUGAGUUGACUCAUCUGCGUAUGGACAGGGAGAAUGCAGAGUCACGGGCCAGAGAGAUGGAAGACCAACUGGCUGAGCUUCAGGAUGAACUGAGACGAGAGAGCGGCAACAAAACUGACCUGGUUUCUUGUCAGGCUGAACUGGCUGAAGUAUGCCAACUGAAGCAGAAGCUGGAGGAGACACUGAGGCAGAGAGAGAGGGAGCUAACGGCUCUGAAAGGAGCUCUGAAAGAGGAGGUGGCCACACAUGACAAAGAGAUAGAAGUACUGCGAGAACAGUACAGCGCUGACAUGGAGAGGCUCCGGAGCAGCAUGGAGCAGGUGUCUCAGUCUCACGCAGGUAUCGAGGCAGAGCGGUUGCGUGUCAAUGCUUCAGUUCGUUCUCUACAGCAACAGCUGGAAGACUGUAGAGACGAAAGCAGCCACUGGAUGGAGCAAUUCCACUCCACUAGAGACGAGCUCAGGACAACUAAACAAGAAAAACCAUCCAGCAGCCCUGAAACACUUCUGAUGCAGGCACGUUUAGAAAAAGAGGAAUUUGAAGAUGAACUGAAGGAAGUCAAGGAAAGGAUGAGCACCAUGAAGCAACAGACACCAGACCCCACCCAUACACAAACUCUCAAUCAGGAGCUACAGCGUUGCCAUGCCGAUCUCCAAAAGACAAAAACUGACUUGGACAAGCAGAGAACCGAGUUUGACAAGAAGGUCAUGGAGAUCAUUUCCUUAAAAAAGUCUCACCAGAGCCAGGAGGCUGAACUGAAGUAUGAGAUUGACCGAUUAAAGGGCCAGUUACUGGUGGCUAAAGAGGACAUGGCUAAGGCACAGGAGAAAAACAAACAGCUUCCAAAUCCAAGCAUCAUCUCAGAGCUGGAGCAGAAGCUCAGCAACGCACAAAGUGAAGCUAACCAUCUCAAAGACAAACUUUCAUUGGCGGAUGAGGAUCUGAAGGACAGUAAAGCACAUCUUAGCAGAGUUCAGGCUGAAUUAAACUCACUCCAAGAUGCUCAACGGGAGCAGAAGGAGUCCAACACACGUCUAAGAGAGAAAGUUUCACAGUUGGAGGCUCAGCUGCAAACCAGCACCACAGAGAGUUCAGAGGCAGAACUCGCUCUCCACAGUGAGGUCAGAGGUUUGAGAUCUGAGCUCGACGAAACCAAGAGAAAAGCCUCCAGACUGAGUCAAGAUUACCGUGAGCUCAGUCUGCGUUAUGAGGACAUGGAGAAAGAAAAGGAGACGCUCAAACAAACAGUCAGCCACUUGGAAGGGACUAAACACCAGCAGGAAAGAGCUGUAGAGAAACUCAACAAAGAUUAUGAGUCUCUGGUCGUGUCCUCCAAAGAGGAGGUGCAGGCUCUCAAGGUUCAGAUGGAGGAGCAGAGAGAGCGAGCGCGCAAGGAAAUGCAGGCGGUGCAACGGCACGGAAACGACACACAGGCUGAAAUGGAAAGAAAUCGUAUCAAUCUCCUCAGAUUGGAGGAAGAAAUCUCACGUCAGAAGAAGGAGUUGUUACUCAUUUGUGAGGAGAGAGACAAUCAUCAGCUGGAUAAAGAGCUUCUGUCUAACAGACUGCGACACCUAGAUGGAGAGAUGGAGGCCAGCAAAAACAGCCUAAAUGAAAAAGUCCGGGAGAUUCGCAGCCUGGAGGACAAGCUAAAGCGUAUGGAGGUGGAGCUGGAAGAGGAGAAGAGCAGUGUGGAGAUGCUGACAGACAGAGUGGCCAGGAGCAGAGACCAGAUCGACCAACUCCGCUCUGAGCUCAUGCAAGAGAGGUCAUCCAAACAGGACCUGGAGCUGGACAAGAACGCCAUGGAGAGACAUCUGAAGGAGCUGAGGAGUCGUGUGGCUGAUAUGGAGGGCCAGUCCCGCUCCUCAGCAGGAGUCUCUCAGCUGGAGAGCAAAAUCCAGGAGCUAGAGGAACGUUUGAGGAGUGAGGAAAGAGAGAAGAAUUCCAUGUUGGCCUCACAGCGUCGGUUGGAGAGGAAACUAAAAGAACUUAACAUUACACUGGAUGAGGAGAGACUGCAGCACACUGAGCAGAGAGACCAGCUUGCCCUGAGAGUGAAAGCUCUAAAACGGCAGGUGGAUGAAGGGGAGACUGAGCUGGAACGGCUGGACGGACUGAGACGGAAGGCUCAGAGAGACAUGGAAGAACAGAUGGAGAUGAAAGAGAGUUUGCAGACCAGAGUAGCAACGCUGGAGACGGAGCUCAAAAGGAAAACUCAGGCAACCAUCCGGCCCACUUUGGAUUCAUCAGCCCUCAGCUCGGAGGAAGAGGAUGAUGGCCUGUACGAUCCUUCCACCAUCACCGCCAUCCUCACCGAAAGCAACCUCCAGACCAGCUCCUGUUAAAACAGCACUCCAGGGCCGAAGGUGCAUAAACGGGGCGGUGGUGAGGGACAUAAGUGAACAGCUUGGUAAACUGACAGGAAAGUCGAAAGGCAGAGAGGUGUACACUACAUACAAUGAGGUGUGAGGUCUUGGGACUUAAACUGCGUGUUGUUGUCGUUAAUGAGGGCGUCAGUUUCUACAUAUCACACUGAAUGGAAGGAAACUAAACUCUGCUGGCAUGUCAGGGUGGUUUCCUUCACAGUACAAUGUACAGGCAUACACUGUGGUAUUUUUGGAAGGGUCCCAAUCCUAGCAUGCACGAAGCAAAAUACCCAAACAUUCACAGCUGCACCAAACACAUGACCAUAAAAGAGAAAAACAGAAGCACAGGGACAAAAGAGCAUACAAACAGAGAAGGGGCAUGAGAGGUCUGUUUUUUGUUGUUUUUAAGCUUAUAUGCACUUAAUCUGAGAUCAUAGUGAAUUGUAAAUUUAGAAUGAACUUUGCCGCACUUUUCAUAUAACACAUGCAGUUCAGACUGCUUUAUAUUUAGCCUUUUAAAACCUUCACUGCAGCAGUUGAAACAGUAAUUGAAAUUAAAAUCCAUUAAAAUCUUUUGAAAGAAAAGAAAAUACAGUGGACAGUAAUAAAAAUGAGCAAAUGUUGAUAAGUCAUUAACAAAAGGGAAAAUCUCCCAAAAAGAAUGCCAGAAUUGCUCUUACUUUUUGAGAUGUAUUGUACAGUCACAGACCGACAGGAGUGAUAUUUUUUCACUCAACAACAAUAAUAAUAAUAAUAAUAAAUGCUCCAGUGUAGACACGUUACCUGCUGAGCAGCUAUUUGCACUGAUUGUACAAAUAUGUAAUAAAUCUUACUGAUCACCUCCGACUACAUGCUGACUGAGUGAUUUGAGGUUAGAAAGAAGCUACAAUCAAGAUAAUACUGUAAUCUUUAUGUAAUUAUUCCUCAGAUCUUUUGAGCUUCUCCAAAUAUUCUGUUUUAAAUUAUUGUAUUUUUUUAAGGAGUUGAUGGUUAUUGUUGUUUGU